This is a messenger RNA of Neodiprion fabricii, 1682 nucleotides long. RefSeq names its product CCAAT/enhancer-binding protein gamma (gene Irbp18). Gene Ontology annotation, molecular function: RNA polymerase II cis-regulatory region sequence-specific DNA binding; DNA-binding transcription factor activity, RNA polymerase II-specific. Lineage: Eukaryota; Metazoa; Arthropoda; Insecta; Hymenoptera; Diprionidae. The transcript is spliced from 4 exons. The record is from RefSeq and is a predicted model, not a curated record. Gene Ontology annotation, biological process: DNA-templated transcription; regulation of transcription by RNA polymerase II. Bases 159 to 533 code for a protein of 124 amino acids.
CGUUCACUUUUAGCAUUGCGUCAUCUCUGACCUAUCCAAUUGGAUCGCAACAGUCGAGUUUAUGGUGGCAUUCAAGAACGAAAUUUGUGUGUCAACAGCGAGAAGCAGCCUGAAAUCAUUGAUAAGAAAACAAAGCGAAUACCCUGCAACUGACGGUGAUGGCACCCAAAAAUAAGGAAAACUCCGGGAACCCGUCGAAAAAGUCGAAACGAGCAAUUUCUGAAGAAGAUGACGACGACGACUACAGGCGAAGACGAGAUCGUAACAAUCAGGCAGUAAAGCGUUCAAGGGUAAAGAGUAAAUUGCGAACGCAGCAAACUUUGGAGCGAGUUAACCAGCUGAAAACAGAAAACGAAUUGUUGGAGGAGAAGAUCAAGAUGCUAACCAAGGAGCUCGGAUUUUUGAAAGACCUGUUUUUGGCCCACGCAGGCUCCAGUCAACACCCAAUCAAUAUUCAGGACCUAGAUUUGAACGCGUUACUGUCAGAAGAUACGAAGUCUUCCGACGAUGUAAAACCAACAACAAAGCUGUAGGAUUGAGGACCAAUUCACGUGACUAUAUCAAACUUGGGGUAUUGGCACGGCCGUGCUUUAAUUCUGUCUGAAAUUACAUCCAAACAGACAGCGGUUGGUCCUUUUGAUUCGGUGAGAAGUUAAGAGCCUUUUCCUCUUCCUCGCCCUCUUUUGCCAAUCCUGCCGCUCUAUGAAAAUAUUUUUGUUUAUUUAUGUCUAUCUUUAGUCAACGCUAAUGCAAAAAACCACCAUUUUUUGAACUUAUCAUGUAAAUCGACAUGGGAAAGGGAGCGUCUCUCUUCUCACUGUUGGUGUUAGAGAUCUCCUUGAGAAUCACUCCUCAUUGCACUAACAGUUCGAGCGUGAUUCCAAACCUUGUAUUACAAUGAAGAGAUUAGGUUGGGCACAUUCUAAACGAACUGUGUGCCCCUCAAAAACACAUUACACCUAAAUCUGCCGUCGAUGCUGCAGGAAAGUAUUUUUAUACGGAGUGCAACAUGAAUUGCAACUCUGCCUAUGUUCCCAAUUCGGAAGGAAUAAAAACCACAUGUAUACUAGCGUAUAUGUAUACAUUAUUUUAUACGAAUUUGUCGUCUCCAUCAAGGUAAAGUUUUCGUUUUAGAAAUUAUCUACCUAUUGCGAAUUCGGUAACUUUUUUUUUACGUUCAUAUGUUCUAUCUGCAGACGGUAAUAAUACCGUAAAAUUUUUAUGGUCUUAUAUACAUAUGUGUAUGUGUUGACGAUAAUAUGGUAUGAUAAAUCGUAGUAUUAGGUGUGGCCCUUUAAAUCUAUUUACUUACGACGUUCAUUAGUAAGUGCUAGUAAGUACCACAUUCAUCGCAGUCGAUGGGCCGUGAAUAUUUGUUGCGCGGAUCAAUCUUUCUUCCUCCCUUCAAUCAUCGGUCAAGAUCAAUGAAUUAGAGUUGUUUUACAACUAAUUUUAUCUAUGUUUGAUAAGUAUCCGAUCACGAUUUUUUUUUAUCUAAAAAUCGAGUGUACUGGUUGUCAGCGCGAGUAUAGUGUAUACAUAUACAUAUCUGUAUUAAUAGAGUACAUUUAAUUUUAUACAGUGAGUUGUAGGUAAUUAUACUUAUUGUACACAUAUGUACAUGCAUAGCAUAUAUUUCUGUAAAUAAUAAUUAUACUUAUAAUAUAACGAGAAAAAUUUAA